Molecule: messenger RNA, 1282 nt
Organism: Ailuropoda melanoleuca (giant panda)
Lineage: Eukaryota; Metazoa; Chordata; Mammalia; Carnivora; Ursidae
Exons: 5
Coding region: 1-1107 (368 amino acids)
Source: RefSeq, a predicted model, not a curated record
AUGGAGGCCAACUACACCUCAGAUUUCCGGGAAUUAUUUGAAAACCUCACUAAAAUCGUGAAGGUCAAGAUUAUGAAUGAGAUCAAAAGGCUGUCUGGUGAUUCUGAAGCUUGCAGAGGCCCAGACCUGCUUGCAGGUCUUGGCUGGGCCAAGACCCAAAGCGUGGGCAGGAAACGUGGGGGCUGGGGGCGCUUUAACCAGGCUGAUGCUUACUGCCCACCCUUCACCCCAGAGCAGUGCUCUCAGAAGCCCGCGAAGGACUAUGCUCAGUUCUACUAUGUGGAGGGACUGGGUGGGAAGCUGGCCUGUGUGACCAAGGGCACCUCGGGGACGAAGUUGUCACCGAACUGUCAUGAGCGUGGAAGCCAGCUGCAACGAAGCAGCCCCGCUGCCUGUGAGCAUCCAGCCCCUUUAAGGCCAGCGCCCACGCUCCCUGGUGGUAGGACCGCACUCGCCACCACAGUCGUGGAGCAGGGAUGGCCGACCUCGGACACACGGUACUGGGGAGAGACUUGUGCCUUGAGCACCGGCAAGAGCCUGGUGUACAGGAGGGACUGUGGGAGCACUGCUGGGGGUCACAACAGUGGUCCUCACCAUCUCCCUCUGCAGAUCCCAGAGAAAACCGCGCAGGCAAGACUACAAUCCGUCUUGAGAGUGGCACGGAGAAGAUGUUCUGGCAGCUUCCAGAACACAGGCAUCUGGGAAGGUACUCCUCACCAGGGGCAAGCUGGUGGGUCGAGAAAGGCCAAGAAGAUGUGUGGCCAGACUCAAGCCUGGCUGUGGGUGCCAGCUGGUUUUGUGUGUGCUGGGCUGCCAGGCUCUGCCCCUCCUCUGCAGCCAGCCCCUGCCAGGCCUCGUCUUUUCUCAGCUCUUUUCUAUCACUCCCGUCUGCACGUGGCCCAUGCUCACCGUGUCCCUCCUCCGUGCCAGACUGUACCACUGUCUGGAAGGUUCUCCUCGCUGGGGGCUCUGCACGUCCCAAUCCCGCUCUGUUUCCAAGAUCUGGUUCAAACACUGCCCCUCCACAGAGCCUCCCGUAUGUUCUGUUUCCCAGCUGCCAUGGAAAACCAUGUCACAUCUGCUCUGAUCUCUCACUGCACGAGAUGAACGAUCUCUGUCCCCCACCCUCCCUGCCCCUGGGCAGGUCCUGCCCUACCAGUUCCUCCUGACAAACACCAAGGAAGGGCUACAGGCAUGGCUGAGAGCCAGAUCCUGCCCCCAGAGACCAGCCCCUGGGAGAGCAUCAGAUGCACACAGCUAGUGGGAGGACAGGACCGUGCCC